AUGUUAACCAUAAACUUGGUGCCAUUAAACAAUGAAAGUGUAUUCUCUCCAGUUCUGGAAGCCAUAAACAAGACGUCCCAAGACCUUACUACAAGCAACUCCACGGCCGAAGAGUACACAGUGGACAUUGAGAUCAGUUUUGAAAAUGCAUCCUUCCUGGAAUCUAUCAAAGAUUACUUGAACAAACUCAGUUAUCCAAUUGUGGACAACAGCACUGAGCAAGCCACUGACAUUUUGAGCAUGGUGCUGACAACAGAAUGCAGACCUACUGGAAGUGAAGUGUGGUGCUCCUGUGCGAAAGGCUAUGAGUGGCCUCGGGAGAAGUGCCUCCACAAUCUCACUUGUCAAGAGUAUGACAGCUCCCUCUCAGGACGCCACUGCAAUUGCCUUAAACAACUGCCUGCUGGUGGACCUUAUUGCCAGCUCCAGAGGGUUGUUACCUUAAGGAUGUCAGUCAAGCUCAAUGUGGAGUUUUCCGAAGAUCUCAAGAACUCUUCCUCAGCUCUCUAUAGGUCCUACAAGACAGACCUGGAACUGGCAUUCUCCAAAGCUUACAGCAUUUUAUCAGGUUUCAAGGCAGCAACUGUAACAGGGUUCAGGCCUGGAAGUGUGGUUGUGAAUUACGAAGUCAAGGCUACAUCACCAUCACCUGACUUAAUGCACAAAGCAAAUGAAGAAGUAAUACAGAACCUCAAUGAAACCUACAAAGCAGACGACAGUUCCUUUCAAACUUUUGUUAAUAAUGAAACUAAGUUUUCAGUCACCCCACCAGGAGUCAUCUUUGUAGGGGAUACAGUAAUUCUGACAUGUGUAAAUGAAAUUUUUUCUUCCAACGUAACUUGGUAUCAUGUUGAAACUCAGAGUGACAUCAGUAACAACAGCAGAUUCUUUGUAUACAGUGUCUUGCUCAACAACACGACUUCCGUGUCCCAGCUCACCAUUGAAAAUGCCUCUGAGGAAGACUCAGGUCAAUAUAUUUGCAGAUUGACAUUAGAUAUUUUUGCAUAUGAGGCCAGGACAAAAAUAUCUGUUGUUCCCUUUCAAAUUUCAAUAAGUCAAGAAACGACAGUGGUGUGUGACAACAAUCCUGUGAACUUGGAAUGCUGCAGUGAGAAGAAUACUAAUUGGAGUAGCAUCGAAUGGAUUCAGGACGGGACACACUACGUUGCAGGAAUCCCACAAACAGACCUAGAGUCUGGUUGCACCAAAUACGUCGUUAUAGUUGAUGAGACCCAGUGCCCAGCUGAAAAAAUUAUCAACUUCACCUGCGAGUUCGUCAGUGCUUAUGGGGGCAGAGGCACUGAGCAAGUAAAAGUAAAUUUCUUCCCAAAGGCCAACCUAACAAUAAUCCCGGACCAAAUUUCUGUUUCUGAGGGACAAAAUUUUUCUCUAAGAUGCAUCAAUGAUGUGAGUAGCUAUGAUGAGGUGUACUGGAACACUUCCACUGGAAUUAAAAUAUAUCAAAGGUUUUAUACCACAACGAGAUAUCCUGAUAGAGUGGAAUCAGUACUGACAGUCAAGACUUCGACCAGGGAAUGGAAUGGAACCUAUCAUUGUAUAUUUAGAGUUAAUAAUUCAUACAGCAUCGCCACCGGGGAUGUCACUGUCUACCCACUGCCUCUGGAGUCAGAUAUCAGGAUUGAUCCUUUGGAAGAUGUCAUUCCAUGCAAAGGUUCUCACAGUUUCAAAUGCUGCGUAGAGGAAAAGGAAGACUACAAAGUUACUUUCCAGAUGGAUUCCUUUUUCUUUCCUGCUGCAAAAGAAGUUUAUGAUAUGCAAAUAUGCUACAAGUAUAAACACAAUUUCAUGGAAGACUCAACUUUCUUCUGUCCAAGGAAUAUUGAGAUGUUUUGUCACUUUACCAAUGCUGCCAAUAAUUCAGUCCGGAGUCCUGCUAUGAAGCUCAAUCUGAUUCCAGGAAAUAACAUCACUUGCCAAGACCCAGUAAUAGGUGUUGGGGAGCCAGGGAGAGUAAUACGGAAACUGUGCCAAUUCUCCAAUGUCCCCAGCAGCCCUGGCAGUCGCAUUGGUGGGAACAUCACUUACAAAUGUGAAGGCUCCCAGUGGAUGGUAAAGAGAAAUGAUUGCAUCUCGUCUGAAAUAAACAGUCUACUUGACCUGGCCAAGGCCUUGAUCAAGAGCCCUUCUCAGGAUGAAAAGCUUCCUAAAUACCUUCAGAGUCUCUCGAUUAGCACAGGCAAGGUGGAAAAGGAACUCAGUAUAUCCCCUGGUAAUCUGGGAGCCAUUAUUAACAUCCUUGAUUUGCUGUCAACAGUUCCAACCAAAGUGAAUAAAGAAAUGAUGACGCAUAUUCUCUCCACAGUCAGUGCCAUUCUCGGAGGUCCCACCCUGAGCACGUGGAAGAUUUUGCUGCAACAACAGACCAAUGGGAGCUCACGGCUGCUGGAUUCAGUGGAGAGGUUUUCCCGCAUGUUGCAGUCCGCAGACAGCACCGUUCUGUUCAUCUCCCAAGAGAAUGUGCAAAUGAGGGGUAUAGUCAUCAAAAUGGGACACUCAGAUGACUACAACCAGAGCUUCGUUUUCUCAGAAAAGGACCUCUGGGGCAGCGUGGUCAUUGACCAGUCCCACCUGGAAAGCUUGGAGACAGAGUCGUCUGUUGUCACGAUGGCUUUCCCAACUCUCAAAACCAUCCUGACUCAGGACAUACAGGCAAAGAAUUCUGCAGGAAGCCUGGUGAUGACAACCACAAUGAGUUAUCCUCUAACCACAACCUUCAAGAUUUCCAUGUCAUUUAAGAACAACGAACCCUUAGGCGGGGUACCACGAUGUGUCUUCUGGAACUUCAAACUUGCCAAUCACACAGGGGGCUGGGACAGCGAGGGGUGCUAUGUUAAAGAAGUUCACGGGGACAUCGUCUCCUGUACCUGUGACCACUUAACCUCAUUCUCCAUCCUCAUGUCCCCUGAUUCUCCAGACCCUGGCUCCCUCCUGAAAAUACUGCUGGAUAUCAUUUCUUAUAUUGGGCUGGGCUUUUCCAUCUUGAGCUUGGCAGCCUGCCUGGUGGUGGAAGCUGUGGUCUGGAAAUCAGUGACCAAGAAUCGAACUUCCUACAUGCGACAUAUCUGUAUUGUCAACAUUGCUGCCUCACUUCUCGUGGCCGACACCUGGUUCAUUGUGGCUGCGGUGAUCCAUGACCAUCACUAUCCGCUCAGCGACAUGGCCUGCGUGGCUGCCACCUUCUUCAUUCACUUCUUCUACCUCAGCGUCUUCUUCUGGAUGUUGACGCUGGGCCUCAUGCUCUUCUACCGUCUGGUUUUCAUCCUCCACGACACAAGCAAGUCCAUCCAGAAGGGCAUUGCCUUCUCUCUGGGCUACGGCUGUCCCCUGGUCAUCUCUGUCAUCACAGUAGGGGUCACCCAGCCACAGGAUGUCUACACAAGGAAGAAUGCCUGUUGGCUCAACUGGGAGGACACCAAGGCCCUGCUGGCUUUCAUCAUCCCGGCCCUGAUCAUUGUGGUCGUGAACGUGACCAUCACGGUAGUGGUCAUCACCAAAAUCCUGAGGCCUUCCGUCGGAGACAAGCCCAACAAGCAGGAGAAGAGCAGCCUGUUUCAGAUCACCAAGAGCAUUGGGGUCCUCACACCACUCUUGGGGCUCACGUGGGGCUUUGGGCUCGCCACCGUGUUCCAGGGGAGCAAUGUUGUGUUCCAUAUUGUGUUUACCCUCCUCAAUGCCUUCCAGGGAUUAUUCAUUUUACUGUUUGGCUGUCUCUGGGAUCAGAAGGUACAGGAAGCUUUGCUGAAUAAGUUUUCACUGUCAAGAUGGUCUUCACAACACUCUAAGUCAACAUCCCUCGGUUCAGCCACACCUGUGUUUUCUAUGAGUUCUCCCAUAUCACGAAGAUUUAACAAUCUGUUUGGUAAAACAGGAACAUACAAUGUUUCAACUCCAGAAACAACCAGCUCAUCCCUGGAAAACUCAUCCAGUGCCUACUCAUUACUCCACUAA
Messenger RNA from Elephantulus edwardii (Cape elephant shrew), 3969 nucleotides. RefSeq names its product G protein-coupled receptor 116 (gene ADGRF5). The transcript has 19 exons. Gene Ontology annotation, cellular component: membrane. Gene Ontology annotation, molecular function: G protein-coupled receptor activity. The coding region runs from base 1 to 3969 and encodes 1322 amino acids. Gene Ontology annotation, biological process: cell surface receptor signaling pathway; G protein-coupled receptor signaling pathway. The record is from RefSeq and is a predicted model, not a curated record. NCBI's taxonomy places the organism in Eukaryota, Metazoa, Chordata, Mammalia, Macroscelidea, Macroscelididae.